This is a messenger RNA of Rubroshorea leprosula, 841 nucleotides long. Lineage: Eukaryota; Viridiplantae; Streptophyta; Magnoliopsida; Malvales; Dipterocarpaceae. The record is from the annotation of a GenBank genome assembly.
CUUUGCCUAUCAUCGCCUGUUGUUCGUCUGAUUCUCCUCUCUGACUCAUCCUGUUCUUUCUCUCUCUCUCUCUCUUGCUUCCCAAAUAUCUCUCUUCUUCUCGAUCAGAUCUCUACAAUCCCGUCGAAGCAAGUGCUCUUCUGAAUCACCCAUGACGCUUGGCUCAGGAGGAUCGAGUGUCGUGGUUCCAAGGAACUUCAGAUUGCUGGAGGAGCUUGAACGUGGAGAAAAAGGUAUUGGAGAUGGUAGCGUCAGCUAUGGAAUGGAUGAUGGAGAUGACAUCUACAUGCGCUCUUGGACUGGCACCAUUAUUGGUCCUCACAAUACUGUACAUGAGGGUAGGAUCUAUCAGCUGAAGCUGUUUUGUGAUAAAGAUUACCCUGAGAAGCCACCAAGCGUUCGUUUUCAUUCAAGGAUCAACAUGACUUGUGUUAACCAUGAAACUGGAGUGGUGGAAUCAAAGAAGUUUGGACCACUUGCGAAUUGGCAGAGGGAGUACACCAUGGAGGAUAUCCUGACACAGCUGAAAAAAGAGAUGGCUGCUCCACAUAACCGGAAGCUUGUUCAGCCUCCUGAGGGUACCUACUUUUAGUUCUCAAGGUUAUGUAUCAUGAAUGAUGGAUCUAACUGAAUAUGCCAUAUAUAGUUUUUAAUCCUGUGUUGAUCCUGUUAUGAACAAUACUGGGGAAUGCCCCAAAAAGCUUCUUCAAUUACUUCUCCAUGGCUUAAUCGUCUUUGUCUCUAAAACUCUGUUGAAGGGAUGCUGUUUGGUUAAUGGUAUUUUAUCUAUUUGUCAAAUAUUUAAUCCCUCUUUAAGUAGAGCUGCAGUCUUUUAUGUUAU